CGAGGCUGUAAUUUUUGAGCAGUUUGCAACUUAUUGAGAUCCAGCAAUUUUAAAGAAAGUGUUAAUUCACCUAUUUUAGACUAAAAUAGCACAAGACAAGCGUUAGAAAUGCAAAAGAAAGGAACAAGUAUCGGUAAAUUCUUCAACAACCUUUAUUAUGAUGAGUUUAAAUGGAGUGUUGUAAAGUCGAUAUCCGCAUUUAUACUAGGCGUUAGAAUAGCCAAAGAGUUCGUUGGAACAGAAGUUAUGCCUGCAAUUCCUCUUUAAACAAAAUUUUAAUUUAUUUAAGGUGUUCAAUAUAAAAACAUACAGCAUAAAGAAUUAGAAGUUAAUAAAAAAGGAUGUAAAUUGUACGUUUAAAAUGUAUCUUUGCACUUUA
Messenger RNA from Chironomus riparius, 379 nucleotides. Lineage: Eukaryota; Metazoa; Arthropoda; Insecta; Diptera; Chironomidae. The record is from the annotation of a GenBank genome assembly.